UUCACCAUCUGGGCUCGGCUCGGGCGCUGGCUCAGGUUCAGGUUCGGGCUCAGGCUCAGGGGCCCUUGCCAUCAACUCGUCCUCAUUGUCACGCUUCGGAUACUCUGGAUUUGCGAUCAGCGAGUGCUCGCCGUCGGCAAAUGAGACUGACGGUUUUGGCUACUGCAGCAAUUUCCAUCGGUCUCUUCGUCGCCUGGACUUGGUUCUGGGGCGGGAACGGGCUCUGGAGCCGGCUCCGGAGCAGGUGCUCUGACUAGAAUUGCAUGUCGAAUAGCGGCCAUAAGGUCGCGUUUGGGUUGGUUAUACCCUAACACCAAUCAGCUGGUUUGAAGGCACUUUGGAAGAUGUCUUACCACUCUGGCCGCUGCAGCAAUUUCCGCGCUCAUCGAGUUCCAAAGGAAAGCUGUGUCCUGUCUGAACGACGAUGGCGGCCACUGCCACAAAAACAGGGAGAAACUUCAUAUUGAAUACAGUACACAGCGAGCAGAAGCUGAUGCGUGACGGAGAAGAAAAGCUUGAGGAUGUGUUUGUCCAAGUGCUUGAAUGCAAAAGCCGAGGCCUGAAGGUGAAGCAAUGCCUGAGGAUGUAUCUUUCAAAAUCAACUCCUGAGGGCCAAAGCUAUGCUUUUAUAGCCUGACCGACUGCAGUGGCGGGAGGGUCCUCAUGCUCAACCAAACCUUACGAGUUUUGAUGUUCACCCUGCUUUCCGGAUAUCGAUAACGGAUUACUCGUGCCUAAUUCGAGUUUCAACACACGCAUACUGCACGCCGCUUGACCAUCACUCCCAAGUUUUCUUCCUUCAAGGCCUUUCUCCGCCGGCCCGGAGGUUAUCACAACGCGAAUACGGCUACUGACUGGAGGUGAUUGAAUCCUUCGGUCUUGUCUAACAGGUUUUCGUUGUUCAGAGGAUGCAUUGUUACCGUCCGUCAGCGCAGGAUCGUCAAUCGGUCAUCUGUUAUAUCUCCAAAAAUGGACAGCUUGUUGCAGGGCGACUGACUUUCCCGUCGGACUGAUCACCAUAACAACACUGCAGCUGGGUGUAACAUCGGGGUAUUACAGGAACAAACCAGCACGUUUGAUAGAGGUCGAAUCUGGUUCGCACGUCCUCAUACUCCCAGCGUCGAAGGAUUUGAUCUACAACCGCGUUCAGCCAGUCGACAACAUCUUGACAGACACAGCUGGUUAUGCCGAUCUAUUAAGCCACUACAGACCCCGGCCUUCAACUUCGCGAUGAUCAAUGAUAGACACAAGUGGGCUCUUCGGCUCAUUCGAGUUUCAGAGACUUGGUCGCACCCUGUGCGCGUUAUCCCCUGAAUCGUGGAUUGCCCCGGCAUUGCCAUAGUCACGAGAGACUUGAUAUUGGUUCGUAAUCACGUGAUGACUAGGAACGAACUCUACUCCACGUCUUUGCAGCUCGACAGAUCAUCAGUCCCACUUGAUUUCUCCUGUUUGGGAAAACGGAAGCGAGGGUAGGUCUCGGUCCUGGUAAAUAUGAUCUUUGCUGUAGGUGCAAACUUGUUUUCUUCCUAGGAUCUGGACGUCUCAGCCUCCUGCAUCAUGCAUUCCUUCGCGCCCAGGGUGGAGAGUUCAAAGUCCAAAUGAGAACGACCAACGACAUAUCAAAUGCGGAGAGGACAUCAGAAAGUGUUCUAUCGUCCCCGUGGCCUGAUUCUUUGGCCUGCGAGGUUUCAACGUCAUUUUAGAGCAGGGAAUGCCUGUUCUGGAACGAGUAUUUUUUCAGGACGGCUGAUGGAGGAAGUGGAGAUCCCACUCACGAAACACUCAAGCCUUGGGAAACAUUAGCUUGAGCUUUCAGCAAAGAGUCUAUUGUCGCAUAGGCGGUCCUCAAAGCGCAAUCUGGAUACUCGUUCAUGAGUAGGCGAGUUCAAACGGACAGAUCAUGGAUUCUCGCCCAUUCGAAGAUUUCGAGUCUGCUCCUACAUGGAGAUUACUGAGGAAAUCAGAGUGCACAGAGCAAGCACCCGCGCCAUGGUCGCCAAAGAAGGAGCCACGAACCGCCAAAGUUAUGCUGGUGGGCUUCGCCCUUGUUUUGAGCCUUUUGGCAGCCUUCGUCGCCGGGUAUCAUUCAAGGCGCCUCAAGGACGAUUGCAUCAGGCUUCAGUCAUCUUGGUCGCCAGGUUUGGACGCCGUGCGCGAGUUCAAGACCGUACAAUUCAACGGCUCACUUGGGUAUCCUUCGCCUUGGACGGCGGAACCUUCUGAUGAGGUAGAUGAUCUGUGGGAUCACUUUGUCUAUCGGGCUCCAAUGAGUAUUUCUGAGGAAGAGUUUGCGCGUCUCGAUGUCGAGUCGAAGGCUUUGGUCCGUUUCCCACCCGAACUGGGAGGCGGAAUCUGGGCAGACUUGGAGAUGGACCAUCAGUUGCACUGUCUGGAUCUUCUCCGAAAGCAUACGCACCUGAAAUACUACGAGUCCAAAGACAUUUCUUUCGUCAAUCAAUCAAAUAUAAUCCGCGCACACCUCGACCACUGUAUCAACAUUCUCCGUCAGAACAUCCUCUGCCACGCCGACACAACCCUCCUGACCUACAACUGGAUCAAGGGCUACGACUCGCCGUACCCCAACUUCAACAACUGGCACGUUUGUCGGGACUGGGAGGCCAUCGACCACUGGGCUGACUCUGUGGCACUUCCGAAGGACAAGAUGGUGGAGUGGGGCAUGAAGAAGUGGGACAAGAAUGCAGAAGAGUUGGACCCGCCUGAGAGUAUGCUCGAGCAGACACGGAGGAAUCGUGUCGAUGAAUGUGUCAGGCUGGGUGGGAGGAGAGAGGAAUGUGAGGAGAGGAUUGGCACGGGUGAGCUCUAGGAUCAGGGUUGUGCGUUAAGGAAGAUCCGAAGGAAUACCUGGUCCGGAGACUUAGGGAAAGGGAGGUGACCUUAUACCUGCAAAGACAUGUCAGCUGUAGAUCGCUUUAUGCAGAGCUCAGAAUUGAGAAAGAAGUAGUGACAAGCGGCGACUGUGAUCAGUGGAUACUUGGAUACUCCCUGGCUGGGGACUACACGCUUGACUGCUGGGAGCCAG
This is a messenger RNA of Cladophialophora immunda, 3040 nucleotides long. RefSeq lists its product as uncharacterized. The transcript is spliced from 5 exons. NCBI's taxonomy places the organism in Eukaryota, Fungi, Ascomycota, Eurotiomycetes, Chaetothyriales, Herpotrichiellaceae. Gene Ontology annotation, biological process: mycotoxin biosynthetic process. Bases 1901 to 2824 code for a protein of 307 amino acids. The record is from RefSeq and is a predicted model, not a curated record.